This is a messenger RNA of Gongylonema pulchrum, 570 nucleotides long. NCBI's taxonomy places the organism in Eukaryota, Metazoa, Nematoda, Chromadorea, Rhabditida, Gongylonematidae. The record is from the annotation of a GenBank genome assembly.
AUGUAUUUGCAAAGCCCGCGGCCAUUUGGCCAGCAUUCAACAUCGUACCGCUCGAUGGGCAAUAGCAUGCGGUCAUCCACCAGCAUGACUAAUUUGCAAACAUCGAAUGCGGAAAGCGGACGCGCUAGCGCACCGCCAGCAGAUCUGACAGUGGUUUAUGAAGGAGUUGGCCAUCGUCGUGGUCCUUUUUCAGGCCUGCCCACUAACCAGACACCAUUUGGCAGUGAAGUCACCGAGCAGACUGGAAUUUCGCAAGGACCAGGAUUUGCUGGUGCGACCAGAAAGACGUUGAUGGAGGAUCGUGGAAGUGGCGGUUCAACGGCGGACGGCGCUCCGACGCUGCUCCCAAAUCGCCGCAUUUAUCAUAUGCGAAAAACGACAUCUCUGCAGAAUGCUGCCACUCCAACCGGAGAUUUUGAUCAAAAUUUUAUUGGACCAAACUCAGAAGCUUCAGCACAAAAUGUCACAGUUGUACCUAUUCAUCGCACUGUUGGCCCGAACAGGCAGCCUCCGCCGUGGGCACGUCCAGUGCAGCCGUCAUCACAGGAGCAGAUUCUGAGGCCUUAUCAC